Corylus avellana is the source of this 1210-nucleotide messenger RNA. RefSeq lists its product as uncharacterized. Lineage: Eukaryota; Viridiplantae; Streptophyta; Magnoliopsida; Fagales; Betulaceae. The record is from RefSeq and is a predicted model, not a curated record.
CUGAUGGCCUAGAUUAGACACACCAACAUUUCAACCGAUAACAAUAACCCAACACAUAUUUUACAAAGCAUAAAUAACCGGAAGACAACAAUCAAAGAACAGGGAGGAUUUUCCCACCUCCACUGAGAAAAAGAGAGAUCGACAUUCCGUGCAAUCAGUAAUGAGAUUGCUCAUUGUAAGUUUCGGACCGCCUGAACAAGUGAGGCCUGAACGGAGUGAGCUUCCCGACGUAAGGCUACCCAUUGCAAUUAUUGUACCUGAUUCCCAUCCCUCUUUGCACCCAAUCCCCAUUCCCAUCCUGAAAGAGGGAGAAGAAACAGAGAGGAAGACGAAAAUGGACUGAAUUUUGGCUCUGAAUUUUUUCUUGGUAAAGACAAGUUUCAACUUUUGACCUAAUCCUAACCGCGUGGCAUGUUAUAUCCCAUUUGAUGCAAUAAACGGUGUAAAUAAAAGGUACUGCAAUUCCCUGCAAUACCUAGGAAUCCUGGUCCAUAAACUUGCAUAUUUUGGACUCACGAAUGCCAGGGAAACCAUUGAUAAUUUACUCUUGAGAUUUUCUCUUUGGUUUUCAAUAAUACACCUUCCUAAAGAUGUUCAGAUAUGUUUAUGGAAAGUAUCAUAUCAACAACUUCUAUUUAAAGUUCCAAUCCCCACUUGGGCGCACAUGCAUGUGUUUGUCUCUGAGAGACACAGAAUCAUGGGCUGCGGCAAGUCGAAGAGCAAGGAUCCAGACGUUUUCUCAGUUGUGCACCAAAAGAAUGUCCUCACAAGUUGCAGCACAACACGUAGUAAAGGAGACAAGAAUGGUGCCCCGGAGAAAGAUAUGAUGCCUCGUGCAGACGAGGAAAAGCCUGUAAGAGAAGAGCAUGAUGUUUUAGAAAAAGAAAAGCUUAUUGCAGUGGAGAAACCUGAUUCAGAUGAUGAUGAAAUUGAAACUUAUUAUUCAGCAGAGGAUGAAGAACCUGAACCAGAGGAUGAAGAGCCUUUCUAAAAGGAAAGUGAAACAGAAAAUUUUAUCUGGGAUCUUAUACCAUAAUUACAUGUUCCUCGGAGGUGUUUUCCAACUGUUCUUUGACAGUUGUGUCUAGGAAAUUUUCCAUAGUAUAAUGAAUUAGAUUUGAUGGUGUAGACUGUAGACUUCCAAUAUCCUGUUGGGCAACAUAGAUGUAAUCAAAGACAGAUAAGAAAAUUGAUUUGUGUUGAAUGAGGA